Messenger RNA from Thrips palmi, 1172 nucleotides. It is a transcript of the gene ImpL2, whose product is annotated as neural/ectodermal development factor IMP-L2. The record is from RefSeq and is a predicted model, not a curated record. Gene Ontology annotation, cellular component: neuron projection. The transcript has 7 exons. Lineage: Eukaryota; Metazoa; Arthropoda; Insecta; Thysanoptera; Thripidae. The coding region runs from base 57 to 947 and encodes 296 amino acids.
CCGAGCCGCACCGAGCCGCACCGAGCCGCACCGAGCCGCACCAAGCCCACCCAGAGAUGUCUCCGCUCCUGCAGCUCGCUCUCCUGGCCGUGGUCGGCGUCCUCCUGCAGGCGGAGGCCCACUUCCCCAAGGAGCACAUGUCCAACAGACUCGGCCUGCCCGGGAUCCCCGAAGUGCACGGCGGCCGGCUGACGCUGCAGGUGUCACAGGUGGUCCCCGCCAUGCAGGAGGUGCGGAUGGGCGACCGGCUGGAGCUGGAGUGCGAGGCGUUCGGCGGGCCCUUCCCCACCAUACAGUGGCUGCGCGACGGCCAGCCCAUCGGCCAGGGCGUGGACGAGGCCAAGUCCUUGAGCAACCUGUUGUCCGCGGAGGCCAUCAACGACCUUGGCGGCCUUGGCGGCAACGUCAAGGUCACGUCCAACCUGGUGCCCGUCGACUCCAUGACGGCCAUCGGCAAGGUCAAGUCGCGGCUCAUCAUCGACUGCGUGCUGCCCGUGCACCGCGGCAUGUACUCCUGCGCCGCCGUGUCCGGCACCGACGCCGACGUCUCGCCGCCCGCCACCGUCUACGUCGUGGCGGACGGCGUGCGCAACCUGUCGGCGAUGCUGUCGGCCUGCCAGCACGCCGGCCUGGCCGCGCCCGCCCCGCCGCGCAUCACCAGCUUCGCCACCUUCAUGAUGGACGUGUCUGGCACCGACAUCACCCUGCCCUGCGCCGCGGAGGGCUCCCCCAGGCCCGCCGUCUUCUGGAGGGACAACAACAACCAGCUCAUCGCCGCCAGCGGCCCCGGCGCGCGGCGCAACCGCUACAAGGUCCUGCCCAACGGGUCCCUCAUGAUCCUCAAGGUGCGCUGGAGCGACAUGGGCAUGUUCACGUGCGUGGCGCAGAGCGAGACGGGGCGCGAUAACGCCACCACCUUCGUGUACCCGCUGUCGCCCUCCAAGUAAUCGCGGGGGUCUGCCAGAAGUUAAAAAAAUAGUAUGAGAAAAUUUUGAGAAACAAUGACUUUCUUUUAAGUAGAUUACAAAUCAUGAGCAUCAAUUAAAUAAUGCACCAUAUGUAAAUUAUAUAUCUCUAAAUUUAAGAACCAGUUACUUCAGACAUGAUUCGAAUGUUACCAAAUGAAGAGAAAUGUGUUUGUUUCAAUAGAAUAAAUAGUGUUUCACAUUCUG